This is a messenger RNA of Henningerozyma blattae CBS 6284, 1038 nucleotides long. RefSeq lists its product as uncharacterized. The coding region runs from base 1 to 1038 and encodes 345 amino acids. The record is from RefSeq and is a predicted model, not a curated record. Gene Ontology annotation, cellular component: fungal-type cell wall. The transcript has a single exon. Gene Ontology annotation, biological process: fungal-type cell wall organization. NCBI's taxonomy places the organism in Eukaryota, Fungi, Ascomycota, Saccharomycetes, Saccharomycetales, Saccharomycetaceae. Gene Ontology annotation, molecular function: structural constituent of cell wall.
AUGCAAUACAAACAAACUCUAACUGUUGCUGCCUUAGCUUCUACCACCUUAGCUGCUUACAAGCCAAAUGAACCAUGGUCUACCUUAACUCCAAGUGCCACUUAUUCUGGUGCCAUGACUGAUUACACCGGUUCUUUUGGUAUUGCUGUUAUCCCAUUGGCUACUUCAGCUAUCUCCUCUUCAGCUGCCAAGGCUAAGAGAGAUGCUGUUUCUCAAAUUGGUGAUGGUCAAAUCCAAGCUGCUACUACUACCACCUCUACCGUUGCUCCAAAACAAACUGCUGCUGCUGUCUCUCAAAUCGGUGACGGUCAAAUUCAAGCCACUACCAAAACUGAAGCUCCAAAACAAACUGCCGCUGCUGUUUCUCAAAUUGGUGAUGGUCAAAUUCAAGCCACUACUAACACUAUUGUUCCAAAGCAAACCGCCGCUGCUGUUUCUCAAAUUGGUGAUGGUCAAAUCCAAGCCACUACCAACACUGAAGCUCCAAAAUCAACUGCUGCUGCUGUCUCUCAAAUUGGUGAUGGUCAAAUCCAAGCCACUACCAACACUGAAGCUCCAAAGUCUACUGCUGCUGCUGUUUCUCAAAUAGGUGACGGUCAAGUUCAAGCUACCACCAGAAAGACUACCACUUUAGAUGGUAAAUCUUUCUCUGCUACUGCCACUGAAGCUGAAUCUACAACUUCUACCGCUUCUACUUCUUCCUCUCAAUCAUCAGAAGAUGCCUUCUUCGAAGCUCAAGCUUGUAAGAACAAUGGCACUUUAACUAUGACAUUAAAGGAUGGUAUCUUAACCGACGCUAAGGGUAGAGUCGGUUCUAUUGUUGCUAACAGACAAUUCCAAUUUGAUGGUCCACCACCACAAGCUGGUGCUAUCUACGCUGCUGGUUGGUCUAUCACUCCAAAGGGUAACUUGGCCAUUGGUUCCAACGAUGUCUUCUACCAAUGUUUAUCUGGUAACUUCUACAACUUAUACGAUGAAACUCAAGGUGAACAAUGUCACAAAGUUUACUUGCAAGCAGUUGAAUUGGUUAACUGUUAA